This is a messenger RNA of Sphaeroforma arctica JP610, 377 nucleotides long. RefSeq lists its product as hypothetical. The record is from RefSeq and is a predicted model, not a curated record. The transcript is spliced from 2 exons. Lineage: Eukaryota; Ichthyosporea; Ichthyophonida. The coding region runs from base 99 to 377 and encodes 92 amino acids.
GAUAUCGGAUAUUGUAUACAUAAUGAUAUCGGAUAUUGUAUACAUAAUAAAGCCAGCAGGCAAAUACGAUCACUUCGUGCCGUGGAGAGAAAUACUUAAUGAUGCUGAAAUAUGUUACUCUCGCUGCUGUUGCCGCCGUUGGCGUGCUGGGAAAUCCGACUUCUCUGUUGAAUCAGGCCAUGCCAUCCCAGCCUAAAGAUGGGAGCUGGCCUCCAUCAUUCUGCAACGGCAUUGAGUGUCCCAAGUAUGAUGUCGAGAAGAAGGGCGACGGCUUUGAAAUUCGGUUGUACGAGCCGACCCUUUUUGCAACUACCGAGGUGAAAGGAAUGGAUAUGGAAUUAGCAACGCGUACAGGUAAAGUUCUCGAAAACACAUGA